GCCCCGCCGCCGCGGUGGGCCUGGGCGUCGCCUCCGUCGGCGCGCUGUCCCUGGCGCUGCGGCGUCUGAAGGUGUGGUUCCGCACCCCGAAGCGCCCGUACGCCGACGACAGCGUGGGCGCCAGCUACGACGCUUGGACGCGGGACGGCGUCCUGGAGCACUACUGGGGUGAGCACAUCCACAUGGGCUCAUACACUCCCAUGCACGAGCAGAAGGGCUACCGCAAGGAGGAUAGAUGA
Messenger RNA from Prorocentrum cordatum, 239 nucleotides. NCBI's taxonomy places the organism in Eukaryota, Dinophyceae, Prorocentrales, Prorocentraceae. The record is from the annotation of a GenBank genome assembly.